Knipowitschia caucasica is the source of this 474-nucleotide messenger RNA. The record is from the annotation of a GenBank genome assembly. Lineage: Eukaryota; Metazoa; Chordata; Actinopteri; Gobiiformes; Gobiidae.
AUGAAGAAGGAAGAGGAAGGGGAAGAAGGAAGAAGAAAGAAAAGUGAAGAAGAGGAAAGAAGAAGAAGGAAGAGGAGGAGGAAGAAGAAGAAGAGGAAGAAGGGGAAGAAGAGGAAUAAGGGGAAGAACAGGAAGAACAGGAAAAAGGGGAAGAAGGGGAAGAAGAGGAAGAAGAGGAAGAAGAGGAAGAAGGGGAAGAAGGGGGAGAAGGGGAAGAAGAGGAAGAAGGGAAGAAGAGGAAGAAGAGGAAGAAGGGGAAGAAGGAGAAGAAGAGGAAGAAGGGGAAGAACAGGAAGAAGUGGAAGAACAGGAAGAAGAGGAAGAAGGGGAAGAAGAGGAAGAAGGGAAGAAGAGGAAGAAGAGGAAGAAGGGGAAGAGGAAGAAGGGGAAGAACAGGAAGAAGUGGAAGAACAGGAAGAAGAGGAAGAAGGGGAAGAAGGGGGAGAAGGGGAAGAAGAGGAAGAAGAGGAAUAA